This is a messenger RNA of Parastagonospora nodorum SN15, 1464 nucleotides long. RefSeq lists its product as hypothetical. Bases 1 to 1464 code for a protein of 487 amino acids. Lineage: Eukaryota; Fungi; Ascomycota; Dothideomycetes; Pleosporales; Phaeosphaeriaceae. The record is from RefSeq and is a predicted model, not a curated record. Gene Ontology annotation, cellular component: cytoplasm. The transcript has 3 exons.
AUGGCAGAGCUCAAAGUCUGGGACACAGAUCCAGCCAUUUACCUGUUCACGUCGUUGACGGCCGGGUCGACACACAUCAUCACAGCUACUUCGCGUAUGGAGACAAUACUGAAGGCGAAUAAGAUUCCAUUCAAGGGCGUCGACACGGCAACCAACGACUCUGCAAAGGCCUUGUUCCAGCGGAGAGCAAGCGGGAAGAAGCUGCCUUUCCUCGUUAAAGAGGGCUAUGGCAUCGAAGAAGUCGAGGAAUGGAACGAGUACGAUGAGCUUCGCGAAGCACUCGGCAUCACCUCCACGUUUACCGCCCUCAACGCAAAACCCUACCCCGCCGCAGCUCCGUCCUCUACGACCGCGACGUCCUCGACGACUGUGACGGCGAAGAAGGAGAAUGUCGUCAAGCCCAACCCCGAGCAGAACCUGGCUAUCCGCCAGCUGGGCGCGGAAGCUGCAAAGGCAGCGGCGGCGAAGAAGCAGGCGCCAGCGAAAAUCUCGACUACGAACCCUCUCCUGACUCAGAAGACCAAUACACCCACGCAGACGCAAGUAUACUAUCUCCACGCUCGAUACCUCUGCCAAGGACGCCAGGCAUCGCGUCUGGCAGCAAAUCUCCCGCUUUGGCUAUGCCCUAAGAAGGAAGCGGAGAAAUCAGCCGUGGAGUCCAAAGAGGUCACAGAAACUGCAACAAAGGCCGAACCUACACCCGAGACAAAAGAAGAGGCAGAGAGCAGCGAGGAGGAAGACAGCGAAGAAGACGAGGAGGAAGAGGAGAGCAGCGAAGAAGAAGAGGACGACGAGGAAGCAGCAGAAAGUGCAGAAGACAAGGACACAGACACAAAAGCAGACAAACCAGUCAAAACACAAGACCAAGACCCCAAAGACGCCAGCAAAGCAGGCGAGAGCGUCAAGGAAGGCGACGAAGCAGAAAGCAGCGAGGAAGACGGUUCCGACGACGACGAAGCAGAAGAAAAAGAAGAAGAGAGCACCGAAGAACCCGCGGCCGACCCCAACGCCGCACCGGAAACAACCACCACAACCACCGCCCCCAAAUCCACAGACAAAUCCAAGACCACCACCACGUCCAAGUCCAAAACAUCAGAUAAAGACAAAAAACCCACCUCCGCCGCGACCGCGCGCAAAAAUGCAGCCGAAAAGAAAGCCGCAGCUGAGAAGAAGAAACUCGCGGAGAAGAAGAAGGCGAUUGAGGAGAAGAAGGCGGCGGAGAAGAAGAGGCUGGCGGACAGGAAGAAGGCAGCGGAGAAGAAGAAGGUUGUUGGGAGCGCGGCGGAGAAGGAUAAGAAGAAGGUCGUUGGAGGCGCGGUGGAGAAGAAGAAGGCGGUGGGGACGGCGGCGAAGAAGACGGAGGUGAAGGGAAAGGCGGGUGCGGGGAAGGAGAAGGAGAAGGAGAAGACGCAGGAUCAGGCAGCGGGGGAUGCGAAGAAGGCGGGGGAGAGUGUUGAAGAUUGA